UAAACCUCUAUAAAAAAAAAUGAAGUACUAAUUUGGAUCUGACUCUUCUCUCUUCUCCCACUCACACUGAUCACAAUCCUGCACCCCUUUCGCCAUUGAAGUCCAGCUCAAGAUCGAGGAGAGAGAAAAUCCAUCAAUGGAGUCAUCAUCAUCAUCAAACUCAAACGAAAAUGGCGAACAAGUCGCAGGUCUCAUCCCUCUCGCUUCAAUCUCUCAACAACCUUACGUCUCCGAGCUUCUCUCUUUCACCCUUGAUCGCCUCCACAAGGAACCGGAGCUUCUUCGAGUCGAUGCGGAUAGGAUACGGCGGCAGAUGCAGGAAGUUGCGGUGUCGAAUUACCGCUCUUUUAUAUCUGCAGCGGAUGCUUUAGUUUCCAUUCGAGAAGAGGUUUCUUCCAUUGAUAAUCAUCUUGAAUCUCUGAUAGAUGAAGUCCCUAAGCUGACAUCUGGUUGCACUGAGUUCAUUGAGUCAGCUGAACAGAUUCUGGAGAAGAGGAAAAUGAACCAAACAUUGCUGGCAAAUCACAGUACUUUGUUGGACUUACUCGAAAUUCCUCAGCUUAUGGACACAUGUGUGAGGAACGGGAAUUAUGAUGAAGCUCUUGACUUGGAAGCUUUUGUUAGUAAGCUAUGCACCAUGCACCCAAAGAUCCCUGUCAUCCAGGCUUUGGCUGCUGAGGUUAAGGAAACAACUCAAUCUAUGCUUUCACAGCUUCUCCAGAAGCUUAGAUCAAAUAUUCAGUUGCCAGAGUGUCUUCGAAUCAUUGGAUAUUUACGCCGAAUAGGUGUCUUUAGCGAAUAUGAAAUGCGCUUGCAGUUCUUGAGAUGUAGAGAGGCAUGGAUCACUGGAACCCUUGAUGAUUUAGACCAAAGAAAUCCGUAUGAAUACUUGAGGGGAAUGGUCAACUGUCACAGGAUGCAUUUAUUUGAUGUUGUCAACCAAUACCGAGCCAUAUUUGCUGAUGACACGUCUGGAAGUGAAGAAAACUAUGAUGGUGGGCUUCUCUUUAGCUGGGCUAUGCAUCAAAUUACAUCUCACCUUAGAAUGCUUAAGGUUAUGCUUCCCAAAAUAACUGAAGGAGGGUCUUUGUCAAACAUCCUUGAUCAGUGCAUGCACUGGGCAAUGGGGCUUGGUUGGGUUGGCCUGGAUUAUCGAGGUCUGCUUCCAUCACUAUUUGAAGAGGCAGUUCUCAACUUAUUUGCAAAGAAUGUUGCUACUGCUGUUGAGAAUUUUCAGCUUGUCCUGGAUUCACACCGCUGGGUGCAAGCAGUUGGGUAUUCAGGCAGUACUGCCGGUGAAGAAAGUCAAGAGGAUGUGACUCCGCCUUCUUAUUUGAUGGAGCAUCCACCCCUUGCUGUAUUUAUAAAUGGUGUGUCAGCAGCAAUGAAUGAGCUACGUCCCUGUGCUCCUAUAAGCUUGAAACAUAUUCUUGCUCAGGAAUUGGCGAACGGACUCAAAGCUGUUCAUAACUCGUUGUUGAGAUAUAAUGAAACACGGAUGCUUAGAAAUAAUGAAUCCACACUUUUCUUCUCACUUUGCCGUGCAUUCAUGGAGGUUGCUUUCCCCCAUUGUGCAACUUGUUUUGGUCGUUGUUAUCCCAGUGGCAGUGUACUUAUUAUGGAUGCCAAGGGUUCAUUCGAUGGGUUAACCCGUUUGUUAUCCGUGUCAUCAUCAAGAGAGAUCCCUAGGCGAGCACAAAGUACAGAUACACAAAACAUAUUGGAAAAUGGGAGUUCGUCUAUGGUAGAAAACGGGGUUAUCCCUGAAAAUGAACAAAAAGAGGAUAAUGCUAAUGUAGAUGAAAACGAGCAGAAGAGUGAAGAUUUGAAGGCUGAUGAUGGGAAAGACGGAGUAGUAGAUGGAGUGAUACAUGAAGUGAAGUAGCGUGAUUGGUUCGGAUAUUGCUGAUAAGUUGAGAGAUGGCUCGUGUCAUCAGAAAUCUGUGUUUCUAUUCAGAUUUGAAUCUGUCCUCAUGGUAAGAAGAAAAAUACUUCGUAUUUAGCAACCAAUUUAAUUAUAAUGAAAUGGGAAAAUAAAUAGAUUAUUAUUGUACGUUCGAGUUUGAGCUCUAUAGAGAUGACGGGAAAAGGGAAUAGUAUUACAAUUCUCAGGUCUAUUGACGUUAGGGGUGCAAACGAGCCAAGUUGAGCCGAGUACUACCCUGUUCAUGUUCAUUUAAUUCAGGCGAGUUUGAGCUUGAGCUUUCAACCGAGCUCAAAAUUUUGUUCAAGCUCGGUUUGUUUGUAAAGUAGAUUUUUUUUUGUUCUCUUUCUUUUUUUUUCUUUUUUUUUUUUUUUUUUAUAUAUCUAUUGUAAAUUAGGUUUUUGGCAAUUAGGUAUACAACACAUAAUUAAAUUUUUGUAUGUUUUCAGGUGGAUUUUGGAAGAUGUAUUGUACAUUUUUUUUUUGGGCGAGGCUGAACUAAACAAAAUACUUGGUCUGUACAUUUGAGCCUUGAUAUGGUAUGAUUGUGUGACAAUUUUUGUUCGCAGCAGUGUAUUGACAGACAUGGUGUUAUAUAUAUAUAUCUGAUGAGUGUUAAAACGUA
Messenger RNA from Spinacia oleracea (spinach), 2549 nucleotides. Its product is annotated as conserved oligomeric Golgi complex subunit 8. Gene Ontology annotation, biological process: intra-Golgi vesicle-mediated transport. Bases 137 to 1885 code for a protein of 582 amino acids. Gene Ontology annotation, cellular component: COG complex. Lineage: Eukaryota; Viridiplantae; Streptophyta; Magnoliopsida; Caryophyllales; Amaranthaceae. The record is from RefSeq and is a predicted model, not a curated record. The transcript is spliced from 12 exons.